Hypomesus transpacificus is the source of this 1855-nucleotide messenger RNA. RefSeq names its product isocitrate dehydrogenase (NAD(+)) 3 non-catalytic subunit beta (gene idh3b). The record is from RefSeq and is a predicted model, not a curated record. The transcript has 11 exons. Gene Ontology annotation, molecular function: NAD binding; oxidoreductase activity, acting on the CH-OH group of donors, NAD or NADP as acceptor; magnesium ion binding. Gene Ontology annotation, biological process: isocitrate metabolic process; tricarboxylic acid cycle. Lineage: Eukaryota; Metazoa; Chordata; Actinopteri; Osmeriformes; Osmeridae. The coding region runs from base 59 to 1228 and encodes 389 amino acids. Gene Ontology annotation, cellular component: mitochondrion.
CAAGAAAGUCGUAGUCUACUUCCUUUCUUUCGCAGUUUUACAAAUAGGUUAACGCUACAUGACGAUGGCGGCCGCCUUGAGAGGAAGCUUUCUAACAUUGGCCAAGGGACUCGCUGCGGGUCCCAAGUGGCAGCAGCUGCCCACCCGUACCUUAAGUGUCACCACAGGACUGUUUGGACCCGAGGCUCCACCUGCACGCGCCGACUCCACCUUCAAGGUUACCAUGGUCCCUGGAGAUGGUGUGGGACCUGAGCUUAUGACUGCUGUCAAGGAUGUCUUUAAGGCAGCUGACGUCCCUGUAGAGUUUGAGGAGUUCCACCUGAGCGAGGUCCAGAACAUGGCCAGCGAGGAGAAGCUUGAUCAGGUGCUGGCGUCAAUGAAAACCAACAGGGUGGCCAUGAAAGGAAAGAUUCACACUCCAAUGGAGUUCAAGGGAGAGCUGGCCUCCUAUGAAAUGAGACUGAGGCGUAAACUGGACCUUUUUGCAAACGUGGUACAUGUGAAUAGCCUGCCGGGUUACAGCACGCGCCACAACAACCUGGACCUGGUCAUCAUCCGUGAACAGACAGAAGGAGAGUACAGCUCUCUGGAGCAUGAGAGUGUUACUGGUGUCAUUGAGUGUCUGAAGAUCAUCACCAGAGUGAAGUCUCGUCGCAUUGCCAAGUUUGCGUUCGACUACGCCACCAAGAAAGGACGCAGUAAAGUCACAGCUGUACACAAGGCCAACAUCAUGAAAUUAGCAGAUGGCCUCUUCCUGCAGUGCUGUGCCGAGGUGGCUGAGUUGUACCCCAAAAUCAAAUACGAGAACAUCAUCAUCGAUAACUGCUGCAUGCAGCUGGUCCAAAACCCGUACCAGUUUGAUGUGCUGGUCAUGCCCAAUCUCUACGGCAACAUCAUUGAUAACCUAGCGGCGGGCCUGGUGGGUGGAGCUGGCGUGGUGCCAGGGGAGAGCUACAGCGCUGAAUACGCCGUCUUCGAGACUGGGGCAAGGCAUCCCUUCGCUCAGGCAGUUGGCAGGAACAUUGCCAACCCCACUGCCAUGCUCCUCAGCGCCGCCAACAUGCUCAAGCACCUCAACCUGGAAUACCACUCUCACAUGGUGUCUGAUGCUGUCAAGAGGGUCAUUAAGCAGGGCAAGGUACGGACACGAGACCUUGGUGGUUACUGCAUGACUGGGGACUUUGUGCGUGCCGUUGUGGACAACCUGCGGCACCGACCCAGUUCCUAAAAAGCCUCAUAAUCAGUGCAGCUGGUUAGCUAAGCAGAUCUCAAAUGUGCCCCUUUACACAGGGCCAGAACCAAAGCAGUGUCGAUUCCGCUUAUCUGUUUCUUUCUCUGAACUUGCAGGUGCUUUUUUAACAACUUCCUUGUGGCUCUCUCAAAAUUUCUAUUUACAAUUGUGCUUUUCUACAACAUUCUUGCACUCUCACUGCUUUAGCACAUUUUCUCUUGCUGCUCUUCUUGGCCCUAUGGGAUCAUUCUUUUUUCCCAUGCGGGUUAGGGUCAGUGUUCAGCUCUGGCCUGUCUUAAUUGAGUCUUAAUUUCACCUGUCUUGACUCAGCUUUUGUCUAUACUUGAGACCUCUCUGGUCUCUGUGCCCUUUUUCCUUUCCUUCUACUUAAAAACAUUUUUUUUUUUACUAGAAAGUAAAAGAUACCUUUAGUCGCUAUUCUUUAGUCGAGUGCUUGCUUGUUUUUCUUUUUUUGCUACUGAUAUAUGCCUUUCACUGAACUAGUCAAGUAUCUUAAGUCUUUCUAAUCAGUCAAGAUGACUUUCUCAAAGUUGAUUACCAAAAAAACAAAACAAACUACUUUAACUACAAAUGUCAAUUAAAUCUUGUUUUACCAUUUCACAA